This is a messenger RNA of Erythranthe guttata (spotted monkey flower), 711 nucleotides long. Lineage: Eukaryota; Viridiplantae; Streptophyta; Magnoliopsida; Lamiales; Phrymaceae. The record is from RefSeq and is a predicted model, not a curated record.
UUGAAUAAUAUUUAACAAACAUUUAUUACAAAAAUGAAUGCAGCAUUUUCUUGUGCAGCAAACACUUGCAUCAAAGCAAGAAACAGUACAUUCUUGUCAAAGAAGAAGCAACGAAGAACAAGUCCGAGAGCCGAAGUAACCGUAGCUAUUACGAAUAAAACGAAAGAGAGUUCUUCUCCGACACAACUAUCGCUUCAUGGGAUUUCUUGCACUGAUUUGUUCGUACACGAAAUAGUCCAACGACAACAGUCGCAGAAGAUCGGCUCGUCGGAUUUCGAUAUCCGUACGACGAGGCCUAAUUUCCAUCCUAUGUUUCUUGACGAAGCGUACGAAAGAUGCAGGGAUAUUUGUGCUGAAUAUGCAAAGACAUUCUACUUAGGAACACUGUUGAUGACUGAGGAAAGACAGAAAGCAAUAUGGGCUAUUUAUGGUAUAACUUUAUAAUUCUUGAAUGUUUCCUAAUUUGCCUAUGUUUAAGUACACUUGGAUAAUGUUUUAUUUAUUUAUUUAUUUUUGUUUGUUUCGAUUCGAUGUAGUGUGGUGCAGGAGAACAGAUGAACUAGUUGACGGUCCAAACGCGGCCCACCACAGCUCGUCCGUUCUAGAAAGAUGGGACGAGAGAUUAGACGAUAUCUUCAAUGGCCGCCCUUACGAUAUGCUCGACGCUGCACUUACUGAUACCGUCCACAACUUCCCUUUAGACAUUAAGGU